GUGGUUUUAUGAUUGAGCUUAAUAAACCGAACUUAAUCCAAAACCAAUAUUUCUCUCUCUCUAUUUCACUGCAAUGUGCAGAAGCAAACCCACAACUCCAUCUUUGCUAAUAAAUUGUCCCUUCUGAGAGCUCGAUUCCUGUAAAUUCCACCGGAAUGCGGGCCUUCUCUUCGUUGAUCUUGGCCAUGGCGUCCGUCGUUCUGCCGGCGACGGUGGUCUACUGUGGCUUCCCCGUCCGCCUUCUCUCUCUGGACAAGGCCUUCCCUUCGGCUCGCCCUGUCGAACUCGAGACGCUCAGAGCUCGGGACCGAGUCAGGCAUGCCAGAAUCUUGCAAGGUGUGGUGAGUGGCGUCGUCGACUUCUCAGUCGAAGGUUCUUCCGAUCCAUUGCUCGUCGGGCUUUACUUUACCAAAGUCAAAUUGGGCACUCCCCCAAGGGAAUUUACCGUGCAGAUCGACACUGGAAGUGAUAUAUUGUGGAUCAACUGCAAUUCCUGCAAUGGCUGCCCCGGAACAAGUGGACUUGGAAUUCAACUAAAUUUCUUUGAUGCGUCAAGCUCAUCAAGUUCUUCACUCAUCUCCUGCUCUGACCCAAUUUGCAAUUCUGCAUUCCAAACAACUGCAACUCAGUGUUCAUCUCAGAGUAAUCAAUGCAGUUACACUUUUCAGUAUGGUGAUGGAAGUGGAACAUCAGGUUAUUAUGUAUCUGAGUCCAUGUACUUUGACAUGAUUAUGGGACGUUCUAUGAUUGCUAACUCUUCAGCUAACGUYGUUUUCGGUUGUAGUACCUAUCAGUCAGGAGACUUGACUAAAACAGACCAUGCAAUAGAUGGCAUUUUUGGAUUUGGCCCUGGGGAUUUGUCCGUCAURUCACAGUUGGCAGCUCGAGGGAUAACCCCUAAAGUAUUUUCCCAUUGUCUAAAAGGAGAAGGAAACGGUGGUGGUAUAUUGGUUCUUGGUGAGAUUUUGGAGCCGGGCAUUGUCUAUAGCCCACUUGUGCCCUCUCAGCCUCACUAUAACUUAUAUCUGCAAAGUAUUGAUGUCAAUGGUCAGACUUUGCCAAUUGAUCCAUCUGUGUUUGCAACAUCAAACAAUCGAGGAACUAUUGUAGACUCUGGGACAACAUUGGCUUACCUUGUCGAAGAAGCAUAUACUCCAUUUGUCAGUGCUAUAACUGCUUCUGUUUCCCAAUCUGUGACUCCUACAAUUUCAAAGGGAAACCAGUGUUAUCUAGUAUCCACCAGUGUAGGUGAGAUAUUUCCUCCAGUUAGCUUAAACUUUGCGGGCAGUGCAUCUAUGGUUUUAAAACCCGAAGAUUAUCUUAUGCAUCUUGGAUUUUAUGAUGGUGCUGCAUUGUGGUGUAUUGGUUUUCAGAAAGUUCAGGAAGGAGUAACAAUUUUAGGAGAUCUCAUUAUGAAAGAUAAGAUAUUUGUAUACGAUUUAGCUCGCCAGCGAAUCGGGUGGGCCAACUAUGAUUGUUCUCAAGCUGUAAAUGUAUCAGUCACUUCUGGGAAGAAUGCGUUCGUCAAUGCGGGACAACUGAGCGUGAGCCGCUCAACCCGAGAUAAGCUUCUUCAAUCACUAACUAUGGAAGGAUUAACUCUGUUAAUAACGAGUUCCAUUUUGUUCUUCCACUUCUAGUUUCUGUAUCUUUAGCUAUAGUUCUCAAAUCCCCAUUCUUUGCACCAAUUGUUUCCCCUCCAGUCUGUAUUUAUGAUGAUUAGUAGGGGGCUGUAUUGUCAGUUGUGUAAUUAUUUUUAGACCAUAUGAGUUGCAAUUGGGCCAGAAAUUGAGUCACAGGUUGAACAUUUUGGCCCACUGAUGAAAUGGGCCGUCUUCUUUGGGUUUGAAGUCAGGCCUCCAUCUUGUAAAGGGCCCAUAUUCUGAGCAAGGCCAGAGUUGUAAAUUAUGUUCUAGUGUGUUGUAGAGGAUCAACCUUUUUUUCCUUCAUCUUUUCUUUUUUUUUGAGGAUAAUUGUAAUUUGCUCUUGAUAAGUGAUAACAAUUGUAACUGUAUUUUAGSUUA
Molecule: messenger RNA, 2024 nt
Organism: Momordica charantia (bitter melon)
Lineage: Eukaryota; Viridiplantae; Streptophyta; Magnoliopsida; Cucurbitales; Cucurbitaceae
Product: Eukaryotic aspartyl protease family protein
Biological process (GO): proteolysis
Molecular function (GO): aspartic-type endopeptidase activity
Source: RefSeq, a predicted model, not a curated record